CCCCUCCUCCUUCUGUCACACGCUCAGGGACGAGGCGCAUGGGCCCGCAUUAAGGCGGGGGUGGGGAACCGGCAUUCCGCCCGCCAUGGCUUCAUCUCCCGCCGCCUCCUCUUCCUCCCUCCCUCCGGCAGUGACGUAUGGCUGGUGUCACCGCAGCCGGAAUCUGCGUCAUUAGCAGUAAACAAGUCCGUCGGGCCCCCGCGGCUGCCGCGCUUCCAUCUUUGAGGAGCCGGAGAAGGCGCCGCGGACCAUGGGGAGCGUUCUGGGCCUCUGCUCCGUGGCGAGCUGGAUCCCAUGCUUGUGUGGAAGUGCCCCCUGCCUACUCUGCCGAUGCUGCCCCAGUGGAAACAACUCUACCAUAACUCGCCUGAUUUAUGCAUUCUUUUUACUUCUUGGCGUGAGCGUUGCCUGUGUAAUGUUAAUACCAGGCAUGGAAGAGCAGCUGAAGAAGAUUCCUGGAUUUUGUGAUGGAGGAAUGGGAACAAGUAUUCCUGGUGUGCAUGGCCAUGUAAAUUGUGAUGUACUAGUUGGUUACAAAGCUGUGUACCGUGUGUGCUUUGGUAUGGCCAUGUUCUUCCUUCUCUUCUCCUUACUGAUGAUCAAAGUGAAGAGCAGCAAUGACCCAAGAGCAGCAGUGCACAAUGGAUUCUGGUUCUUUAAAUUUGCAACAGCAGUUGCAAUUAGUGUUGGAGCAUUCUUCAUACCAGAGGGACCCUUUACAACUGUGUGGUUUUAUGUAGGGAUGGCUGGCGCAUUCUGCUUUAUUCUUAUUCAGCUGGUCCUGCUUAUUGAUUUUGCCCACUCCUGGAAUGAAUCUUGGGUUGAGAAAAUGGAGGAAGGAAACUCAAGAUGCUGGUAUGCAGCUCUGCUGUCUGCUACAGCUGUCAAUUAUCUGCUGUCUCUGGUAGCCAUUGUCUUGUUUUAUGUGUAUUACACACAUCCAGAAGGCUGUUCUGAAAACAAGACAUUUAUCAGUGUUAAUAUGCUGCUGUGUAUUGGUGCUUCUAUAAUGUCAAUUCUGCCAAGGAUUCAGGAGUCCCAGCCAAGAUCUGGUUUGCUGCAGUCUUCUGUGAUCACCAUUUAUACAAUGUAUUUGACUUGGUCAGCUAUGACCAAUGAACCAGAUAGGCGCUGUAAUCCAAGUUUGCUGAGCAUCAUUGGUUACAACAACACCAUCAUUCCGACCCAAGGUCAGGUAGUUCAGUGGUGGGAUGCACAAGGAAUUGUAGGACUGGUUUUGUUUUUGCUGUGUGUUCUCUAUUCAAGCAUCCGAACAUCCAACAACAGCCAAGUUAACAAACUGAUGCUGACCAGUGAUGAAUCAACACUGAUAGAGGAUGGAAUGCCAAGGAGUGAUGGCUCACUUGAUGAUGGAGAUGAUGUUCACCGAGCCAUAGAUAACGAGAGGGAUGGAGUUACUUACAGUUACUCCUUCUUUCAUUUCAUGCUUUUCCUGGCAUCACUGUAUAUCAUGAUGACGCUUACCAACUGGUACAGUCCGGAUUCUUCUUAUGAGACAAUGACCAGCAAGUGGCCAUCUGUCUGGGUGAAGAUAUCGUCCAGCUGGAUCGGCAUCGUGCUGUACGUGUGGACUCUGGUUGCUCCGCUGGUUCUUACAAACCGUGACUUUGACUAAGCUGUGAGAGCAGUCUCUUGGGAGAUCAUGUUAAGCUUCAUCAUGUCUUUGAAACAAAACGAUAUUACAGAUAAUAGUGCAGUUGUAAAUAUGUGCCUGUGUGUGUGCUAUCCAUGUAGUAUACUCUGCUUUAUUCUGCAUGAUUACCUUCAAUCACAUCUUCUGUCAUUUCACUAAAUGACUUUUUCUAGCUGAGCUCAGUGACAGUUGUUAUAAUGAGAUGCUUUUCAUAGGAUUUCUCCUAGAUUGAGUGCUUUGGGAGCAUUAGAUGUAAGACCAAGAGCUUUUGAAAGUAGUGUUUUUCCCUCAUUUGCAUUAAAUAAUUGUAGGAAAAAAAAGUGCAAGUGUUAAUUAGGGUAACAAAACAGUAUUAGAUCAGUCCUUGCAAGCAAAGGAGGGGCAGCCUUUCAUAAUCCCUGUUGCCUUGAUUCCAAAGUCAGUCUUGAGGAAGCAUCGUUAGACUCAGUUGUUGGAGGUUACUGGACAUCUUGCAGCAUUUUGACGUUACCAGGCUGACCUCUUCCCAUCCCUUCAGCGAUACCUUCAGAACAGGUGUCAAAUGAGGACACUUCCACCCAGAGCUGCAGAGGAGAUGAUGCCCUUCUUGGUGUACUUGGGUCCCAUGUGUCCCUUUGCAGACAGGACAAGACUCCCUAGGGAAAGACAUCCUGGUGUCAGAUGCCCAGAAGCAUGUUUUUAAGGCACCUGUUUACAGUGUGCACCUAUGUAUUAUUAUUUUUUAAAAAGUAGUUUAAAUGGGAUAGUUGUGCUGUAAUUUAUUGCUGUUUUGUGUGCCACUUUCUUUCUUGGCUAAGCUACAAUCACAGAGUUUGCAAGGAGCAAAGUGGUGUAAAGUAUGUAAAACCUUCUGUGGAAAUUUUUUAGUAUUGGGGUUAAAAAAGCAAUGGAGGAAAAGGAGCACAAAAUGAUGGUAAUUAAAAGGAGGCUUGCAUUAACUGAGGCGUCAACUGAAGUGCUUCUAGUGGAUUUGGGGCUCUAAAUUUUGAAGUCUUUUAGUUUGGGUAUUUUGUUUGUCCAUUGCUAGAGAUGGACUCAACUUGAGCCUAGGAAGUCUAAAUCUAGGCAUGAGGCAAGACAUAAAUCUGUUUGAUUGAAGUACUUUAUAGCUCCUGGGCAGGUAUGAAACCUUAAAUGCUUUUGUGCUUGCUGCCCUGUAACUGAAGUACAUAAGCUGCAUUAUUUAUAUCUCUGCUGCUUGCUGCACCUUGAACUAGAGCAGCCUGACCAGGAGUGACUGUAGAACCUUCAGCACAUGUUAUGCUGAUUUGUUACUGUGGUGUUAAUGCUGUUCCUUCCUGUUGUGAAUUACUCUCUAAGCUUUUUAUUUGAAAUCUGCACCUAAACACUGACAUUUACUGCAAAAGUCUGAUGUGUCAGUCAAAACUUAAGAUGGUAAUGGAAGGACUAGUAAAAGCUUGUAAUUAUUUGGAAUGUUAUUACCUUAUUAAUAAAUAAAUUUGGAUGAAGA
Molecule: messenger RNA, 3125 nt
Organism: Calypte anna (Anna's hummingbird)
Lineage: Eukaryota; Metazoa; Chordata; Aves; Apodiformes; Trochilidae
Gene: SERINC1
Product: serine incorporator 1
Exons: 10
Coding region: 251-1636 (461 amino acids)
Cellular component (GO): membrane
Source: RefSeq, a predicted model, not a curated record